AUGAUAUUCAAAAAAUUAUAUCUCUUGAUUUUACUGAAAAUGAUAAACAAAGUAAUUUAAAAUCUUAUAAGUUGCUUUUAAAAUGCCUUUAUGUUAUACUACAAACACUUUUAUAAUGAAUCAGAUAUAAAUAAGAAUUUGAGAUGUAUAGUUUAUUUAUCAUCAUUUGUUUGUGUAAUAGUUUUUUUGAUGUUCAAUCUCAAAUACUAUUUCAAAUAUGUUGAUAAAUCAAUUUAUAAAAUUGAAGUUUACUUGAUUAAUGAUACUAUUUGCUUCAUUAUUUAUUUAUUGAUUUACAUCUAUUAUGCUAUUAAGAAGUUUUCAAAUAGAGUUCAUUUAAAUCAUCUAGAAUCAUUUGAAUCCAGAUUUGAUAUGACAUUUUAUGAUUUAAAUGAUGUUGUUCAAAAUCCUUAUAUAAUAAUGUAUUGAGUAGAGAUUUGUAAAUGGAACAACAAUAAAUAAAAGAGAGGAACCAUAGGGAAAUCAUUAGGAGAUUUUAAUUAUUCCCUGAUAAAUUGAUUAAUUUAGAAGGGAAUGGAGAUUUUGUAAUUUGCAGAGAGGAAUUACUAUAAGAUCAAUAAUUAGUAGGAUUGGAAUGCCAUUCUACUCAUGUUUUCAUAAGGAAUGUCU
This is a messenger RNA of Paramecium pentaurelia, 630 nucleotides long. Lineage: Eukaryota; Ciliophora; Oligohymenophorea; Peniculida; Parameciidae. The record is from the annotation of a GenBank genome assembly.